Sitodiplosis mosellana (orange wheat blossom midge) is the source of this 5253-nucleotide messenger RNA. It is a transcript of the gene Snx27, whose product is annotated as sorting nexin-27. Gene Ontology annotation, molecular function: protein binding; phosphatidylinositol-3-phosphate binding. Bases 3034 to 4335 code for a protein of 433 amino acids. The transcript has 7 exons. Gene Ontology annotation, cellular component: early endosome. Gene Ontology annotation, biological process: signal transduction; intracellular protein transport. The record is from RefSeq and is a predicted model, not a curated record. Lineage: Eukaryota; Metazoa; Arthropoda; Insecta; Diptera; Cecidomyiidae.
AGAGAGAGAGAGAGAGAUUCUUUUAUGUUACUUGUGUUGGUAUUUGUUGGUGCUUGGCUCUCUUGAAUUCUCAGAUUUCAUUCUUGUGUGCUCAGUGAUUUCUUCAUACCAAAAUGUGCAUUGUACGUACGAGCUUACAAUUUUAUUGAGUGGUAGUUUGUUGCUACUGCUGCAAUGGCGGACAACGUUGACAACGAUAACAGUACCAAUAAUCCACUUGCUUCGCAUAACAAUUCGCCAGCCAAAUCAAUUGAUGACGGCAAUCAGCAGAGGAAUGAACGGACAAUUAAAUCAAAUACAAAUUCAAACGGAGAAAAUCACACAAAAAAUAAUCAUAGUGCGACACAGACUACGACGACAACGACAAUAGUGAACAAUCAAAACAUAUCAUCAUCAUCACCAUCAUCGACAAAAACAUCACCAUCACCAAGCACAAAACCUAGGCAAAUGUCCAAUACGACAACAGCUACGAGUGGUCCACGCGUCGUUACCAUUUAUAAAACCGAAACGGGCUUUGGAUUUAAUGUGCGCGGUCAAAUAUCGGAAGGUGGCCAAUUGCGUUCAAUCAAUGGCCAAUUGUAUGCACCAUUACAGCAUGUAUCCGCCUGUUUGGACAAUGGCGCCGCUGAAAAAGCUGGCAUCAAGAAGGGCGAUCGCAUUCUUGAAGUGUAAGUGUCCACAUAAUUAUCGAAUUUUCCAGAUAUUCCACAUCACCCAGCCAAUUUGAAUGUUACUAUUGCUACUGUGGUUGUUGUUGCUGCCGCUGUUACUGCUGUGAAUUAUUGCGUCGACAAAAUGUUAAUUAUAUCAUAUGUGAUGGGUGCCACGGUUCGAAUGAGAGAUAAGUGAACAGAAAAAAUUAAUGUUUGAAACGACACCAAACACAGUCAGAGAGCAAUAUCAAUUAAAUUCCAACGAAUUGGAAAUGGGUGUCAAUGAAUAGUGAACAUUGUUUGUAUGGUGUCGGGAGCGUGGCUGACUCAUACAACCGAUGUGUGAGAAAUUGAAAUUUUAUCGAUAGCUUUUUUUCUGUUAGCAUAAUUUUUUUGCGGUUUGCUUCGAAACUGUUCCAAUUUUUUGUUGUUACUUUCGUGAUAAGUCGAACAGUGUGAGUGUAUGUAUAUGGAAAAAAACGCGAGACAAGUAAAGCAAACAAAAAAUCGAUUUUUAACCUACAAAAAAGUACGUCAAAGAACUUGAAAUGAUAUAAACAAAAAUAUGGAUACAUUUUUUUCCUACUCCAGUGCUUAGCAAAUCGAAAGCAAUGCAGUUUAUUUUACCUUUUUUCUGCGUUAAAGUGAUUACAUCAAAGCUUGUGCUGUUCGGUUUAUUUAUAUUGGCAAUGUUCGUUGUUGUUGCUCUUGUUUUUUUCUUCUUCUGUGAAUUUUCUUUUGCAAUUAGUGUAAAUUGAAUGGUGCUUUGUGCGUUGCAGCAAAAGCAACAACAACAGAUUUGCCUUAAUCUCGACGCUGAACGAAAUCAAUCGUUAAAGACAGAAACCAGUUUGAAUGUGCGCGCAAGAGUUGCAGUGAUUGCAUACCUACAUGCAUUUAUAUAGUGAAUAUCUGGGCGAGCGAGAUAGAGUGAGACACACAGAGAGAGAGAGAGAGCAAGCAAGAGAAUCAACUGCACAGUGGCCAUUUAGCUGCUGUGGCAUGGCAACAAUCCGACCAGCUUGCAUACAUAACGAAUUUGAAAUAGGAAGCACAUCAGCCCAUAUAAUAUCCCUCUCUGGUAUUAUGGGACAAUUAAACCGUGUUCUCACUGUCAAAAUCACAACUGUGUGAUUUGACGUCUACAACGUAUUUAGCUGUCUCCUAACGGCUGUUCGCACCUUAAUUAUGAUAAUUGAUUACUAAUAUCAGCCAGGCAAUAAACAAUCUGGCAUCAAGUCUGUAAACUCAAUUGAAUCCUAUAUAUUCUGCAUAAAUUUCUUCGUCGCAACGCAUGAGCGAAUACGGAUACCGUGUUUAAUGCUUUUAAAGUGGCACCCAAUCAAAUGAAGUUGAUCAUGUAGAAAAAUGAAAAGAGCCAUUCAAAAUUUCAAAAGAAAACAAACCAUCAACUAAACUGUUAAGUAGGAGUUCUGUUUCGCUCUUGUUUGAAACUUGCUGACGUUGAACAAAAAUACAAAUGAUCAGAUGACAAAUAUGAAGGCAUAUACUACAUCCAUUAAUUAAUAAGAGUCGACUGUCAAGUACAUGUCAUAAACUAUUCGCUUUUCUACGCUACUGAACACACAUUGGACGCGGGCUGUGUUGUGUGCGCGUCGACCGUGUACUGCGCGAAUGCUCCAUCAUAAUUUUCAAAACUUGCGAUACGUCGCCGAUAAUUGGAAAGCAAUGACAAAAAACUGGGUGAAUGAAUGUAUACAAUCGCUUUCGAAAAGUUGAUUGAAUGGCAAACAUUGUUGCUCACAACUGGACAAUUUAACUUAUCAAAUGCAUUCGUUAGAAAUGUUUGAACGGCGAAGAAUGAAAAAAAAAAUAGAGAAACAAUUAAUCAAGUCCGGCGUAUGGCACACUCUGCUCAUACACACACACACCUUUACCAUACGCAUUCUUACAUCGUUGCAUUUCGAGAAAAGUUUCCCUUCGAUUUCUAAUUUAAAACGCAUUAACGCAAUUGACCGGUUUAUUCUUGCGAUUAAUUUUACGAAUCUCUAUCUGGUACUAUGGACGAAUUUCGCAAGCCUCACAUUUUUCAUCGUCGAAAAUCAACAAAAUGAGACUAUAAUUAGCUUCGUUCUUAUCUGGAAUCCAUAAAUCAAAUCGUAAUUUUUUGCUUUCACUUAUCCGAUUAGAGAAUGCUAUGCAUUUUGAUUUCUAUCGUUAUCAGUUCGAAGAACAAUUGUUUGAAGAACCUAUUUAAUGUGCCAUUUUGCCGUAGUCGAUGUGCAUUGUGUUAAUAGCACACAAAGUCAAAGAGUACACAGAUUAAAACCAGAAACCAACUAAAGGAUUCUUUGAAUUUAGAACCACAAUUCCGUUGAAAACAUUGUAAAUAUUUGGAUAGCUUCGUUCAAUUGCAAUUAUGAAUUGGUUGCUCGGAAAUCGCCGUCGUAGGAACCAUGUAAAUGUUGAAGGAGCGACUCACAAACAAGUUGUUGACCUGAUCAAAAGCGGUGGAGAUUGCCUUACGCUAACUGUUAUAUCCGUUACACAACAGGAAGCCGAAAAACUGGAGCCACAAGAUGAUCCGGGCGGGUACUCAUACAUCGAUUACUCUGAAAAACGUUCACUACCCAUUAGCAUACCCGAUUAUAAUACGGUGAAUCGAAGCGGUGAAAAAUACAUAACAUUCAAUAUACAUAUGGCUGGUCGGCAGUUAUGUUCGCGGCGUUACAGAGAAUUCGCCAAUUUGCAUGCAUCACUGAAAAAGGAGUUUACCGGAUUUAAUUUUCCGAAAUUGCCGGGCAAAUGGCCGUUUCAAUUAAGCGAACAACAAUUAGAUGCCCGCCGACGUGGACUUGAGCAAUAUUUGGAGAAAGUAUGCGCCGUACGUGUGAUCGCCGAAAGUGACAGCAUGCAAGAAUUCUUAACCGAUUCGGAAGAUGACCUCGCAUCGUCACCGGUUGACAUUAAAAUCAUGCUACCCGAUCACGAAGUGGUCACCGUUUCCGUACGCAAAUCGGCUAACGCCCAACAAGUCUGGGAUCUGCUGGUGCAACGAGCUAAACUCACAUCAUACACACAACAAUAUUUCUAUUUAUUUGAAAUUGUUGAAUAUAAUUUCGAACGGAAACUUCAACCGAACGAAGUUCCACACCAGUUAUAUGUCCAAAAUUAUAGCACCGCAUCGAGUACUUGCUUAUGCGUUCGACGAUGGCUGUUUUCAAUUGAUCGUGAAACAACGUUACCACACGGCGAGCAAGCGGCAAAAUUCAUAUUUUAUCAGGCCGUUGAAGAAGUCAAUCGGAAUAAUAUUCGAGCCGAGGGGCGUUUAUAUGAAUUAAAAGCAUUGCAAGAUGCGAAAAAAGCAUCGGAAUACUUGGCAUUAGCUCGCACAUUGCCCGGAUAUGGCGAUGUCGUCUUUCCGCAUUGUGCAUGUGAUAGUCGCAAAGAAGGACAUGUUAUACCGGCUGUAGGAAUGAAAAGUUUUCGGUUGAUUGCAUGUCGAGAGGAUGGUACGUUAGAGUCACAAACGGUUGAGUUAAUGUGGAAUACAAUUCUACGAUGGGAGAGCGAUGAAGAGUCCAUGGCAUUUUGUUUUGAAUAUAGUCGCAAUGAAAAACCACCUCGAUGGGUUAAAGUCUUAACGCCAUAUCACGCUUAUUUAGCUGAUUGCUUCGAUAGAAUAAUUGAGGAACGCAAAUGGAACGAUUGCGGUGACUAAAUGAAAAUGGUCGAUGAGCAGAAAAAAUUGGUGUGAUGAGAAAGAGGGAAAAUUAAAUUCGCAUUAGCCGAUCUUCAGACUUGUGUUAGUUAAAAAAUACUUUUUGCUUCUAAAAUUCAAAACGUAUUUAUGUUUAAAGUGAAAAAUUGCAACCAAUAACGAUAUUACAUGUUACAAAGUAAUUUUAAAUUGAAAAUAAUCUCUCUAAAUGAAAAUUUUAUUUGUACCUAUUCACAGAAAAGAUAUUCGACUGAAAGUUGAUGAAAAUUUGAUUUGAUUAUUGUUUAUUGCAAAAAAAAACCUGUUUUUAAGGGAAAUAAUCGGAAUCUAUGAAGAAAAAUUUGUUGAAAAUAUGUUUUUAAAUUAGCCUGGAGCUAAAAACUUUGGAUGUGCUUAAAAUUGAAUAUUUUGAAACUCAUUUAUUGAUGCAUGUAUUUGUGAUUUAUAAUUUUACUGGUGACACAAUCUAAACAAAUUCGUUUUCAUUUUUUUUCUCAACCGAAAGCUUGACACAUGAACUCUUCAAAUUGCAUCUUCAUGGAAAAUCCACAAGUUUUAUAUAGAAAUUAUGUAUAAUAAGUGUGUGAUUGGAGACAAAUCAAUAUAUGCCAUAACGAAUGAAAUAGAAAAUAGUAUAGCACUCAUCAUGAAAAGCGGAAAAACCAUUUGAAAAAUCUUCGAUUUUCCUUCUUUUUUUUUCCUUUAAAGCGAAAAAAAAGAAUAUUUAAACUCUAGACUCUGUUCCGAAGUAAAUGUAAAUAUGUUGUUUGUUUUUUUUAACUUCAAAUUUGGAUUGAAUGAGAGGGGAAUAUAUUUUAAUUUCAACAUGUGACACGUCCAUAGAGCUAAAUGGUUUUUUGUUUAAAAAAUGCAAAGCAAAUAAAAGUGACAUGUAAUAUUCAAACAUGAUAUAUCAAA